Molecule: messenger RNA, 1266 nt
Organism: Linderina pennispora
Lineage: Eukaryota; Fungi; Kickxellomycota; Kickxellomycetes; Kickxellales; Kickxellaceae
Exons: 1
Coding region: 78-1175 (365 amino acids)
Biological process (GO): deoxyribonucleotide biosynthetic process
Molecular function (GO): oxidoreductase activity
Source: RefSeq, a predicted model, not a curated record
CUGCGGAUUAGCUUUCUUCCCUCCCCUUCCUCACACAUUAAUAAUCUUGACACUCUGCUCUGACAAAUCUUUCGACCAUGGACGUUGACGCUGUCUCCCACACCACUGCCGCUCCUGCCACUCUCACCAAGGCCGAGCAGCAGGCUGCUCAGCAGCAGCCGCAGCUGUCGCUGCACGGCCGCGUUAUCGAGGUCGACGAGCCCAUCCUGCGUCCCAACCCGGACCGCUUCGUCAUGUUCCCGAUCAAGUACCACGAGAUCUGGGAGAUGUACAAGAAGCACGAGGCGUCGUUCUGGACGGCCGAGGAAAUCGACCUGUCGCAGGACAUGGGCCACUGGGACAACCGCCUGAACGACAACGAGCGUCACUUUAUCAAGUACGUGCUCGCGUUCUUUGCUGCCUCGGACGGCAUCGUCAACGAGAACCUGGUGCAGAACUUUAGCACCGAGGUUCAGAUCCCCGAGGCGCGGUCGUUCUACGGCUUCCAGAUGAUGAUUGAGAACAUCCACUCGGAGACGUACUCGCUGCUCAUUGACACGUACAUCCGCGACCCCAAGGAGCGCGACUUUUUGUUCCACGCUAUCGACAACAUCCCGUGCAUCCGCAAGAAGGCCGACUGGGCGCUUCGCUGGAUCGAUAACCGCGAGGCCAAGUUCGGCGUGCGCCUGGUGGCCUUUGCGGCGGUCGAGGGCAUCUUCUUCUCGGGCUCGUUUGCGUCGAUCUUCUGGCUCAAGAAGCGCGGCCUGAUGCCUGGACUGACCUUCUCGAACGAGCUGAUCUGCCGCGACGAGGGCCUGCACACGGACUUUGCCUGCGUGCUGUUCCACCACCUGCAGUCCCCGCCGGCCGCCGAGGUCAUCCUCCAGAUCAUCACCGAGGCUGUCACCAUCGAGCAGGAGUUCCUGUCCGAGGCGCUGCCCGUGUCACUGAUCGGCAUGAACGCCAAGCUCAUGUGCCAGUAUAUCGAGUUUGUUGCUGACCGCCUGCUGGUCGCUCUGGGCCAGCCCAAGCACUACCUGGCCACCAACCCCUUCGACUUCAUGGACAUGAUCUCGAUGCAGGGCAAGACCAACUUCUUCGAGAAGCGCGUGUCGGACUACCAGAAGGCCGGCGUUAUGAUGGGCACCCAGGGCAACCACCACGAGGAUGUCUUUGAGCUCGACGAGGACUUCUAGAAGGGAAAAAUCCACCUCGUAUACGCGCCGCUGUUCUUUUUGCAACCACCCCUAUCCGCUCUUCGUUCUUGUACAAAUCCAAAAAAAACCG